GGUAUAGCAAAAAAAGAAAAUAUCGUACAAAUUUCAGAAGAUAUUUAUGUAAGUAACAAAGAAGGAAAGUAAGAUUCUUUAUUAGCUAUAUUUGGGAAGAAACCCCUUUCCUUUCUUGCAAAUUCAGCCACACCAUUCUAAUCAGUAGAGAAAGAUUAAUCAAUGGCUCGACAGAAGAUAAAGAUAAAGAAAAUAGACAAUGCAACAGCAAGACAAGUGACAUUUUCGAAGAGAAGAAGAGGAAUAUUUAAGAAAGCUGAGGAGUUAUCAGUGUUGUGUGAUGCUGAAGUUGGUCUUAUUAUUUUUUCCACAACUGGGAAACUCUAUGAGCAUUGCAGUUCAAGGUACGUACGUAUGAAGGACAUAAUUACAAGGUAUAAUCAGCACUCCAAACAAAUCAACAAAUUGGACAAAACUCUACCACUGCAGGUAGUGAAAAGCAUGUCAGCUGAAUUGCAAAAGGAAUUUGCUGAUAAAACCCAACAACUAAGGGGCUUGAAAGGAGAAGAUUUUGAAGGGUUAAACUUAGAUGGGUUGCAGCAAUUGGAGAGAACACUUGAAACCGGACUCAAGAGUGUGAUUGAGAUGAAGGAAAAAAGAAUAAUGAAUGAGAUUGGUGCACUUCAGAUAAAGAGUAUCGAGUUACAAGAGGAGAACAAUCAUUUAAAGCAAAAGAUGGCUAUGCUUUUUAAGGGAAAAAGUCCUCUCUUGGGAAACUUGGAUGUGUCAUGUGAGUCCAUGAAUAAUGUAUGCAGCUGCAAUAGUGGACCUUCUCUUGAAGAUGAUUCAUCUGACAUAUCUCUUAAAUUAGGGUUGGCGUUUCCUUAAAUAAAUGGUGAUGAUGGAGCAACGAGGCAUGAAUUCUAACUUCUUGCAAGUAAAAUUUUGUCUUGCUUUUCAAAAAUCAUGACUAUGAUCUGAUUUUGUGAUGGUAACUGACCGUUACGUUGAAAUUGUUUUUUUUUUCAUCAGGUGAAAGCAAUAACUUCUUAUAUAUGAAAGCUGAAAUAACUCUGUAUAAGUUAAAUCAAAUAUAUACU
Molecule: messenger RNA, 1040 nt
Organism: Lathyrus oleraceus (garden pea)
Lineage: Eukaryota; Viridiplantae; Streptophyta; Magnoliopsida; Fabales; Fabaceae
Product: MADS-box protein JOINTLESS
Exons: 9
Coding region: 163-828 (221 amino acids)
Biological process (GO): positive regulation of transcription by RNA polymerase II
Cellular component (GO): nucleus
Molecular function (GO): protein dimerization activity; DNA-binding transcription factor activity; RNA polymerase II transcription regulatory region sequence-specific DNA binding
Source: RefSeq, a predicted model, not a curated record